Messenger RNA from Ordospora colligata OC4, 420 nucleotides. RefSeq lists its product as uncharacterized. The record is from RefSeq and is a predicted model, not a curated record. Bases 1 to 420 code for a protein of 139 amino acids. The transcript has a single exon. Lineage: Eukaryota; Fungi; Microsporidia; Ordosporidae.
AUGGUGCCGGUGACUAAGGAAACGCGAUUUAAUGAACUUCCUGUGCAUAUAAAGCAGAAACUGAUUAACAUACAUAGAAGCUCUCAUCAACAACACACGUCAACGGAGAUGUUGAAGCCAAUGAAGUUUGGAAGCCUGUAUUCACAGACACAGGACCUGCAAACACUGAAUUUGAAGAAAAAUUUUAGCAUGGUUGUUGAGAGUGCAGAGAGACUGAAGAGGAUGUACGCUGGAGGAAAGGAUGAUGUUGAUUUUAAAUACAUUGGAGAGAACCUGAAGAGGAUGUUUGAGGAGCUGAAGGAGGAUGUGAUGCUGUAUAAGAAGAAUGAGGGAAGCACAGAGUUUGCAGAUGAAAUAUUGGUAACAUACCUGAUGCUCCGAAACAAGCUUGAAAGUAUUACGAAGGAAAGGAGGAUGUGA